UUUAAUCCUUGGGUGGCAGGCUUGAGGGGGCGCUUACAGGCAGGCUGACUUCCUACGCUCCUGUUGGCUAGUUUUAUAGCUCUCGGUGGAAGACUUAAAACUAAGUAUUGGGAACAUGCUGCCCUUAAGUUUGGAUUGUUGCAAAUUUUCCAGCCGAGUGUCACUGGCGUCCCAUUCUCGGACCGUUAAACCGAUAUAUCCAACGUCUUAUCAAUAGGCACUUUUAUUCUGGAUUUGAUUUUUAUAAAGCGUCGAUGGUUACAGUAGGUAGCUGCUUAUAAUUUACGAUUUUGAAACAGCAUCGACGUUUUUUGUGUUGUUGCCUUUUUGUGUCCUUUUCAAAUCCGUUCCAAGUGGCAUAUAUGAACUCCAUCAGACGCCACUCUCGCGGACAAUGAAGACCACUCGAAAAUGCCGAGCUCUGCUGUCCGUGGGUUUGAACCUGUUAGCCCUGCUGUUCUCCACCACGGCGUUUAUAACGACGUACUGGUGCGAGGGCACCCAGCGGGUCCCGAAACCCAACUGCAGCAAGGACCGGCGGCACAACUGCAUCGAUUACGGGGUGAACGAGACCGACCAGAGCAAAGUUCACUACAGCUGGGAGACCGGAGACGACAGGUUCCUCUUCCGACAUUUUCACACGGGCAUCUGGUACUCCUGCGAAGAAAACAUCAACGGCGCAGGUGAAAAAUGCCGGAGCUUUAUCGACCUGGCCCCAGCGUCUGAGAGGGGUGUCCUUUGGCUGUCAGUGGUGUCGGAGGUGCUAUACAUCAUGCUCCUGGUGGUUGGCUUCAGUCUGAUGUGUCUGGAGCUCUUUCACUCUAGCAACGUGAUCGAUGGACUCAAGCUGAACGCCUUCGCCGCCGUUUUCACCGUGCUCUCAGGACUCCUGGGGAUGGUGGCUCACAUGAUGUACACACAGGUGUUCCAGAUCACAGUCAGCCUGGGCCCAGAGGACUGGAGGCCUCACACAUGGGACUACGGCUGGUCCUUCUGCAUGGCCUGGGGCUCGUUCACCUGCUGCAUGGCCGCCUCGGUCACCACCCUCAACUCCUACACAAAGACUGUCAUCGAGUUCCGGCACAAGCGGAAGCUGUUCGAGCAGGGCCUCCGCGAGGAGCAGACCUUCUUGGACCAGGAGGCCUUCCACUACUUCCGGGACCGCUCGGUGCAGUCCGUCUCCGGCUCGGUUGACACCUUCCCGGUCCAGGGCCAGGGCGGCGGCAGGGGCAAGGUGCGGGGGCCGUCAGCGGCUUCUGUGGACCUGGGGGACAGCCCCGACUCCCUGGGAGAGGAGCAAUGCUGAAACGCCCGCACCCAGGGACUGGCCCGUCCCACACUGGGAGGACUCUUUACAAAGGACCAUGGGAAGGAUUCGAGUGGCUGUUCCGCUUUUUCAGAGCAGAGGUGGCCCUCCUUUCAGAAGUAUUUUUUAGGGGAGGGGUGGAGGUGGGGUGAGGGUAAAAAGUACUAAAAUGUAUAUUUGAACAGUAAUGGGUGGUGACAGUUUGAACACAUUCUGCAGGGCUCACAAAUAUAUUGGGUUUGUUAGGCAUCUAAGCAGUGCACAGGUGAGAUUUCAGUUGGGUUCGGAAAGCAAGGGUAUCUCCAGACUCAACGGGAAGUGGGGGGUGGAGGUACAUAUUUUUGACAGUAAACUUUAUCACUGCCAUUUAAAGAAAUGCAGACUGUGUAGGUAAGGGAGGGGGGAACACAUGACAGAACUAGUACAGUGAUUAUACCUUAACUCCGAGUGAUCAGAUUCAGCAAGCGUUACAUCAUGAAUCACACAAAACAAAAUGUUUGCUUAUUUCAGUGGCUUCAGAACUCAGGCCAAUAUCAGAGCGUUCACAAUGGCAUAACACUAGCCUGAGUUUGUACACUCGGAGUUAAAGAAAAAGUACCACGAGGGUUAGGCUGGAGGCUCCCUCAGAAGGAAACGGCUUAUGCAAAUCUCAGCUCAUUUUAGAUUCUGCUUGUUAGUGUCUGUGGUUGUUUUUGACUCUUAAGCUGGAUUCUUAUAUACAUAUGGUCAGUGGCAAAAUGUGUAUUGGUCAUUUGUAAUUCCUGAAACACUCAAAGAUGUAUGUGUACAUACACAAUAACAAAGUAUUCCUUAUUUGAAUGUAUACAUUUAUCUUUUAUGCACUGUAUUAUUGUCUUUUUUAUAUCUAUAACAAACAUAUUUGUACAAAUUGAACAUUAUUAUUAUUAAUAAUUUAUUUGGCAGACACUGUUAUCCAUAGUGACAUACAGAACAUCAGAAAUGGCAGUGCAGAACUCAGCUAGCGAAUAAGUAAGUACAGCAGAUCCCACAGUGUAACAUCACCUUAGGCAACAUGGAGCCGUUUUAUCCAAUUAUCCAAUGCAAAGUUACCACAGAAACAAAGCAGCUAACAAGGCGAAGUUUCAAUCCGCGGCUGAAGUUGCAUAUUAGGUGUACUAUUUCAAAUGUAGCACGAAGACUGAAACUUGUGGCAAUUUUCAGUCUCUGAUGCAUUAUUGAAAGGCAGAAAUACAGAACUGAAGCGGCUUUGUAACUGUGAGUGUCUAGGCGAUGUUGAACCUUCACUGCGUGGGAACAGAACCAUGUGGACUGCUCUGUUUACCAUCUCAACGCGACAAAGGAACGGCGUAAGAAUUUAUUUACUCAUGUUUUAGAUUCAUAUUUGUGCAGAAUCUGUUAUGAUAUUGUAUUAAAAUAGCUAAAUAAACACCUGGAGUUUCAAA
Molecule: messenger RNA, 2730 nt
Organism: Megalops cyprinoides (Indo-Pacific tarpon)
Lineage: Eukaryota; Metazoa; Chordata; Actinopteri; Elopiformes; Megalopidae
Product: germ cell-specific gene 1-like protein
Exons: 5
Coding region: 395-1306 (303 amino acids)
Cellular component (GO): plasma membrane
Source: RefSeq, a predicted model, not a curated record